CACGAACGUCGCCGUUGCCGUAUAAAAUGGAACCCUCAUAUGAUCACGAACAUCCACAUCAUCUGCUAACAAAUUACAAUUCCAAGAAGUACCCGCACGUGUCGCGCACUCCGGAGUACAGCCACUCCACGGGCAGCGAUUACCCGGAGCACGGUGGCUACCUGGCGGACGGUCGGCUGAUGCACGAGACCAACAGCGAUGCCGGGAUCUACCACGUGCGCCAGGGCAGCGAGCACUCCUCGCCCAGCCUCCAUUCGCCAGCCAUCCAGAGUUCCGGGUACGAGAACGAGCACUCCCUCAACGAGGCGGUCCUGGCGGCGCACAGCCACAGCCACUCGCCCAUGCCGAUGGUGUCCAGUGCCUACGUGGGCGGAGGCACUGCCUCCGGAUCCCUGAUCAGUAGCAACAUCCCGCUGCUGGGCGGCGGUGGCAACUCGGUGCUCAACAAAUUCCUCUCGCAUCCCCACGCGGGAAUGGUGAGCGCGGGAUCCGGAGGAGGAGGUCCCCUGGAGGACUGCACGUCGCACUCGCCCAUCGAACCGGCGUCCAUGUGGAGCUACGACUACAAGGGCGAGCUGUGCGCCCCCAACUGUGGCUAUCUGGAGCGGCACAAGCCGCUGCCCGCCGACCUCAAGUACCGGCCCGGCGGAACCCAGUCAAAAAGUGCCAAAGAAUCGCGCAUCCGCCGCCCGAUGAACGCCUUCAUGGUCUGGGCCAAGAUCGAGCGCAAGAAGCUGGCCGACGAGAACCCCGACCUGCAUAACGCCGACCUUAGCAAGAUGCUGGGAAAAAAAUGGCGAUCGCUGACGCCGCAAGACCGCAGGCCCUACGUGGAGGAGGCGGAGCGUCUGCGGGUGAUCCACAUGACGGAGCACCCAAACUACAAGUACAGGCCGCGGCGGCGCAAGCAGUCCAAGCUGUGGGCCAUGCAGCCGGGUGGCAAGGAACAGAGCGAGAGCUCCCCCAACGCGGCCAGUGGCGGCACCAAAUCGAAUCCAAAGCUGGCCACGCCCCCGCUGGCCACCACCGCGUCCUCCAGCUACACCUCGCCCACCGACGAGAGCACCUGCAACUCCACGAACCAGAACCACGGCCAGGCGACUCCGGGCGGAAUCUACGAGCAGCCGCUGAAGCCCACGUACUCGCCCAGUUCCGUGGAUUGCUACAGCAAUGCGGACAGCACGGAGCAGAUCGAGUCCCUGACCGCCAACUGUCCGCCCGUCCUGCUGGGGGAGUCCUCGCCCACGGGCGGGGGAUACGACAGCUCCUUGCUGCUCAAGAAGCUAUCGAAACCGCCGCCCAGUCGAGCCACCAAGUCCCGCCAGGAAAAGCUCUCCAAGUCGGAGGAGAAGGGCAAGGGGCAGUCGCAGGGACAAUCGCAGCAGGGUCUGUAUGCCGCCUCGUAUCCUCUGGCACCCACAUCCGUGGCCGUGGUGGCAGCCCGGGGAAUGUACGUGACCUGCAACAAUCGGGGAUUGCUGGAUCAUGGCCACUCGGUGAAGGGCACCUUCUACCCCCCGGUUUCCGUUUCCGAGGAGGACAGCACCUCCUCCAUGCGAAACAGCAUAAGUGUGCUGCAGCAGCACUGCAAUCUGGCCAGCAGCACGCCCUCCAGUUCCGCAGGACCACUGCCCUCCAGCGAGAUGAGCAGCUACACCGUUUCCAUGGCGGACAACUGCGGCAACCUGCGGCUCAGCAUGAACGAGCUGGCCGCCAAUGAGUAUCUGCCCAGCACGAAUGCCUAUGGGAUGCAGUACGAGGACUUCCUGCGCUACCAGAGCAACGAGAUGGACUACUCCACGUCGGCGGUGGAGCACAAGGAACCCGCUCCGGAGGCGGCCAAGUGCCUGAAGUACCCGGACACGAACCAGAACUACGACGACUAUGAGGCGGAGGCCUACAGCAACGCCAUGCUGCCGGCGACAGCGGCCAGCUACUACACGCAGCUCCCGUAUCCGCCCACCUUUCCGCUCCAGCUGGCGGUGCCGGCGUUCCAACAGACCACAUCCGGUGCGUAUGGAGCCCAGCCCAUGCAGAGUGGCUACCUGCACUAUGGCAACUACGGCGGCUACGAGGGAAUGACCCAAGGUCAGCCGCAGAAUCAGGCGCCAGUGCAGCAGCAGCAGCAGGCUUCCCACUCGGCUCCGCCCUCCCUGUCAGCUCCUCCUCCCAACCAGACGGCGACCUCGAAUCCAACGGUUCUGCAGCAGCACCACCACCACUUCGGACCCGCACCCGGAAUGGUGGGCGUGGGCGUGGGCGUCGGAGUGGGCGUGGGCGAGAUGCUAUUCGAGCAGCAGCAGCGCAAGGACGAUGAGAUUAGCAACAUUCUGGCGGGAGUGCGCAAGACCUGCUACAGCAACUGAUCCGAUCGAUCGAUCGAUCGGACGAUUGUAAUUUUGACCCAUAAAGUUUAGCGAGUGGUUUAGGUAGUCUUAAGAUUGCUCCCCGCCCCCCCGAAAAACAAUGUUCUUCCAACCCUUCGUGAACCUAGAACUAGAACACUUUGAAUUGUACAAUUAUCAGACGAGAGAGGAGAUCGAAACGAAAUAAAGUAAAUCAUAAGUAAUCGAAUCGCAUAA
This is a messenger RNA of Drosophila ficusphila, 2582 nucleotides long. RefSeq names its product putative transcription factor SOX-15 (gene Sox15). Gene Ontology annotation, molecular function: DNA-binding transcription factor activity, RNA polymerase II-specific; RNA polymerase II cis-regulatory region sequence-specific DNA binding. The record is from RefSeq and is a predicted model, not a curated record. Lineage: Eukaryota; Metazoa; Arthropoda; Insecta; Diptera; Drosophilidae. The transcript has 3 exons. Gene Ontology annotation, biological process: regulation of DNA-templated transcription; anatomical structure morphogenesis; cell differentiation. Bases 27 to 2366 code for a protein of 779 amino acids.